Molecule: messenger RNA, 5075 nt
Organism: Nilaparvata lugens (brown planthopper)
Lineage: Eukaryota; Metazoa; Arthropoda; Insecta; Hemiptera; Delphacidae
Product: M-phase inducer phosphatase
Exons: 5
Coding region: 44-1375 (443 amino acids)
Biological process (GO): protein dephosphorylation; G2/M transition of mitotic cell cycle; positive regulation of G2/M transition of mitotic cell cycle
Cellular component (GO): nucleus; cytoplasm
Molecular function (GO): protein tyrosine phosphatase activity
Source: RefSeq, a predicted model, not a curated record
ACUAAGUGGUUUGUUUUGUGAACAGAGUGGGUCGCGCCUGAGAAUGCCUUUGGACGACUUCGACCCCAACUCGCAGGACAGCGGCAUCAGCUGCGGCAGCGGUAGCGGCAGCGGCAGUGGAAGCUUCGGCGGUUUUGACGACACCUCCAACAGCAAGGGGUUCCGCUUCGCCGAGCCGAGUGGUUUUGCGCCGCGCAAACUGAGCACCUGUGACCUGUCGGCGUCCUCUCCGCGUCGCGGCGCCGGAUUCCUGUCGCAGGCAUCCAACUCGAGUGGCGCACACUCGCAGUGCUCCAUCGAGUCGCUAGACGACAACUUUAUCGAUCUGUUGCAGAACGAUAAGCUGAUGGACGAUGAAAACGCGCAGCUUCCGUCGGGGUUGAGCAGUCUGCUGACUGAUCCCAUUCUGCGACAUGGUGACGAGAAUGCCCGCGCGUCCCCCGCCCUCAGUCCCAACAACUCGCCCUUCACACUCAGGGGCCCAAUCAGCUUCCGUCGCUGCCUCUCCGAAAACAUCAACAAUCUCAACACUAGCGUGGAGGACUUUGUAAAAACGAAACGUCCCCUGUGCAACUCACCGCAGUCGGCCGCCAAACGCAUGAAGCCGCUGCAAGACGUUGUCGCCGCCACGGUCACCCAUCCAACUGCUGCACCGGUGGUCGAGCACAAGAAGCGCACCCUGCUGGACCAUGGAUUCGUGAAGCAGCCGCGCAGUCUGCUCGAGGCUAAGAUCAACUAUGCGCUGUCUCGGUCCAGCGAGGAGGAGUUGAUUGGCGACUUCAGCCAGCCCUUCGUUCUGCCACUGGUCAAGGGAAGUCACGAAGACCUCAAGAACAUCUCCAGCGACACACUCGCUGAUCUUAUCAACGGCCGCUAUCACGACCAGAUCGCAACGUAUCAAAUCAUCGAUUGCCGGUUUCCUUACGAGUUUGACGGCGGCCACAUAAAGGGCGCAAGAAAUAUAUAUACAAAGGACCAGCUGGAAAAAGAGCUGAUCAAAUGUAAACCUUCGUUCGUCAACUCGAGCUUCAGCGGCUUCAACACCAAACGCCACAUCAUCAUUUUCCAUUGCGAGUUCUCCUCAGAACGUGGGCCUACACUAUCGCGAUUUCUGCGAGCACGUGACCGUGACUGCAACCGCGACAACUACCCAGCAUUGAGCUACCCUGAGCUGUACCUGCUGAACGGCGGCUACAAGGCAUUCUUCAACACGCACGCCGAGCUGUGCGAGCCGCGCGCCUACCUCAAGAUGACCGACCCGCGCCACGAGCGCGAUCUGCGCCUCUUCCGCGCCAAGUCCAAGACGUGGAGUGGCGACCAGAAGCACCGCCCCUCCAAACGACCAUCCUCCUUAGCACACUACCGACUGCACUGACACCUACUACGCUACUAGAUACCUACCUAUUCUUCUUCUUCAAGUCUAUCUUCAUUGUCAACUGUAAUGAAAUUUGUAAACAGCCAAGGAACGUUCUUCUUCUUCUUUAAAUCUUUUUUCAUUGUGAACGAGAACGAACUUUGACUAUUGAACAAGGAACUUUCUUCUUCGAAUCUAUUUGCAGAACAAACUUAGUCAAUUGAACAAGGAACGAUCUUUGAGUCAUCUUCAUUGUGAACAAGAAGGAGCUUUGUCAAUAGUACAUAGAGUGGUCUUCGAAAUUAUAUUCGUUGUAAACCGGAACAACUUUGUCACUCGCCCUUUGUUCGCGCUCUUCGUUACUUGCGAUUAAAAGAAGGAGCAGUACACAUGACUUGGAAUUGGAUUGAGAAAAUUGCUAGAUAAUUGAAAAAAGAAUCAGUGCUUGUGACUUGAAAUUCCGUUCGAGCUCAGAUUGAUUUCUUGCGUACUAGAGGAAGAAUCUCACAAAUUAAGCUUUCUCUCAAAAAUUAGUUGUUCUCUUCGGAAACAUGAGUUACAAACGAGCACAAAACAUGUCUUCUCCUCAAGGGAUAUCUUACUAUAUGUCCUCUUUUCUUCGGAAACGUGAAAUUCGCACGAGAUCAAAAGUAUGUUCAUCUCAACGGCCAUCUUUCCAAGUUGUGUGUGUUUGAGUAGAGCUACUUUUUAUCGCAUUGCCUGGAAAAUGGAUGCGUGAAAAUGUAGCUGGUUGUAAUAAUUAUUGUGUCAUUUCUCUGUUGUCAGUCAGGAUGGGUGAUUGUAUUUGGACGAAUGUGUUCUGGAUGAUGCAAUACGCGGCUACUUGUACAUUUUCUUGUAUUAUUUAUUAUGUCAGCUAGGAUAAGCAUUGCAAACUGAGCCAGUGUGCUCUCCAAAUUGAAUGUGAAUGUCAUGUUUAUGGCAUUAAAGUAUAAUGAAUACGAACGUUCGUCAAGAUUUCGAAUGAAUCUAAAAAUAGGUGAAGGUAAGUGAAUGUCAGUGAAAUACUUCGAGUAAUGGUGGAUAUUAUUCAAAUUUUGCGUUUAAGAUGCUGAAAAACUUCUCCCAGUGCAUCAAAUUUUGCCAACAUUUGUGCUGAAACGAUGUAGGGAUUUUUGUUUUUCGGUUACCUUAUUUAUUGUGAACUUGAAUCCUUUUAUAAUUCUAAGAUCGAAUUGAUGAAUUAAUAUUUUCAAACUUUAUUUUAAAAUUUGUUUUGUUACAUAAUACUAAAAUCUUGUUAAAUAACUCGUUACAAGAAUCAGUUUUCAAGUAUCCUGACUUAUUUGCACAAUGCAAUACGCAUUACCCCCUUAACGAAACUUCAGGAAACUAUAUAUUAGCUUAAUAUUAACUAAUAUUAUUUUAUUACUGAAAUCAGACUAAAAGCAAAAAAAUUGUUUCAAAUAAUGAAAAAUUGCAGAAUAAAAGAAAUAGGACUCAUGAACAAUAUAACUUGACAUUCUGUAAUAUUUAUCCAAUAAUAGAUUUUUUGCUGAGAUUCCACAACUGUUUGUUCCACUGGAAAUUGCUAGGUUGAAAAUUGAAAAAAUGUAUAGACAGAAUGGAGGUGAAAAUCAUGCUUUAAUCACUAAUAAAUAAUAAUAAACAUAACGUAUUUGAAAAUACCGACCAAUGAUAUACACGAAUAAUAGAAGUAACUUUUAAGUCAAAGAAAAAGAUAGAUAACUCAGUCUGUUUUAGAAAACGUAUUAUUUUAACCAACAAUUAAUAACUUUAAUAUUUAUAUAUUAUCAUGAACAACCUCCAUAAAAUUAUUAAAGAGUUUGAAACUCGUAAACGCUUCAUUAAUACUUGAUUUUUAUCCUCAAUUUAAACAUUGAUUAAUUAUUAUUCAGUUAUCAUUGCAUAAAAGUUAAUUUACAUCACGUUUGUUUUCAAAAAAUUCCAUUGUAGAUUCCAUUUAUAUAAAUCUGUAUUUCCUCUUAAAUUAUCUAAAAUUUAGAUAACCGUUUUAUUUAGUUUCUUCAUUUUUUAUUUGAAAUAUUAUUUUGAAGAGAGGCAAAUUAUAACCUAGUAUUGUACUUGGAUAUUUUUUUUCUUAAUCUUUAUUACUCUUCUCUUGAUGACUGUGAUGAAAACUUAUGUUUUAGACAUUGUUACUUUGCCUACGAUUUCUUUCAAGUUUCCGAAAUUAUAUUUUAAUACAGUUUUAUAAUUCUUAGAAUGAAAUUUCUCGUGUUUUUUCCAAUUAGAAACUUUUUCAUCGUUGUAAAAGCCAAGUUCUGGUUCAAGUAUUGAAAUUAAUUCUCUAGUUUUAUGCAUUUCUGUACAGUUUCAAAUUAGUUUUCUGUGAACAAAUUUGAACCAGUAAUAAUUUCUCAAAUGUUCUUAACUUGGUUUAACAUUUACCGAUUUUCUUAUUGUUAAUUUUAAAAAUAUCUAGAUUUAUUACAUUUUAUAUCAGAUAUCGGUAGUUAGUUAGCAUAGGCUACCAUCCAUCGAUUCAUUUUCAACCACCUAUUUUUCACUUUGUUUCUAUUUUUCUUCUUCUACAACUAUUUUAAUUGUUUGUAAUUAUUUGAGUAGUAUAAAGAAUUUUAAACAUCUACGAUUUUUUAAGGUUUGAAAUGUAUUAUAAUUAUUUAAUCAGAACUAAAUCAUGAUCAUUAUUAAUCUUGAUAUUAUAAAUAGCUUUCAAUAAUUAGACUAAACUAAAAAGCUGUCCGUCAAUAGUUUCAAAUUCUAGUAGGUUUCUGUUAAUAAAUUUUCUCAUUUUUGUCGUGAAGCAUAUUUAAAAAAUUCCAAAACAAAUUCUGUUAUAGCAUACCAUUGAAGUUGAUCAAAUUGAUAGUUGUCUGAAUACUAUAACGGCAUAAUUGACUAAUUGACUGUAAUUGUGUAAAAAUUUGUUUUUUGUUCAAGGCCCAGUUGCAUAAAAGCCUAAUCGUUAAAUUUUGAUCGUGAUUAAUUUCACGAGAAACAAUCAAAGAAGGCUUUAUCGAAAAGAAGGCUUCUCCGAUUAGUUUUCGUGUAAUUAAUCACGAUUAAAAUUCAACUGGCUAUUGUGCAACCGAUACCAAGAUUUGUAUGAAUGAGAGAGCAUGUCUAUUAUAUAAUCAACCGCACAAAAAUAGUCCGAUGGAAAUUGGAAUAGAUGAGUGCAACGAUACCAAAUAAAAGUUGAUCAAUGUUGUCCACAGCUGAUAUUUAUAAAUGAGAAUAAAUAAUAAUAUUUUUAUACAUCUGACGAAUUGGCAACGUAUAUUUUUGCGGGGGGUUGGGUGAGUUGUAACUCAUCUGUUACAAUUCCUACCGUACUAUUUUCGUGCGGUUGACUAUUAUAGUUGCGGAGCCAAUGAUUAUUAUCAGUGCGAUUGUUAUGUGAGGGACCGCUAUGUUUGUGUGCUUGCGUAUGAGUAUUCCUGAAAAGACUGUUAUUGGAAAAUCAACAGUGAUCUCAAAAGCUCACAACACUGCAUUGAUACAAUUUAUUAAAUCAUUCUUUUCCAAAAUCGAUUGUGUUCGUUCACUGAACGAACGCUCUCAUCCAUAUUUUUGUGCAAUUCAACAAUAGGUAAUAAUAUAUUUAAAUUUAAUAGACUAGAUAAAUAUAUAAUUUAUAUACAGAGAUUAUAUUGUAAUAUUACUAGGACAAUUCGAGUUGUCCUACUAAUGAAAUUAUUGUGUUUCAAUUUUUUCUAUACUUUUCAGUAAAUAAAUUUUGAUAAUAUAAAAA